Penicillium lagena is the source of this 975-nucleotide messenger RNA. Its product is annotated as class I SAM-dependent methyltransferase. Gene Ontology annotation, biological process: methylation. The coding region runs from base 1 to 975 and encodes 324 amino acids. NCBI's taxonomy places the organism in Eukaryota, Fungi, Ascomycota, Eurotiomycetes, Eurotiales, Aspergillaceae. The transcript has a single exon. The record is from RefSeq and is a predicted model, not a curated record. Gene Ontology annotation, molecular function: methyltransferase activity.
AUGGCUACUGCUUGCGACAACGAGGCUCCUGUUUGCCCCGAAGGUCCGGCAAUCCCGGUCUCCUGUCAACAACCUGGAAACAAUGAGAAGAUAGCCAUCAAACUCGAUGGCGUGGCAAAGACUCUUCUUAUACCGCUUAUUGCUCGCGUCUACGACAACACCCUCCCUUUGCCCAUUCUCGGCGACCCAUACGCCAAAGACGUCUUAGAGAAAAUCGAGUUUGACGCGGAUGCGAUGUCUAUGACACCUUUACAGAACGGCGGUCUUUGCCUGAGAACAAGCCAGUUCGAUCGAUGGGCAGCGGCAUUCCUCCAGGAUAAUGCCAACACGACGGUUCUCCAUCUGGCGUGCGGUUUUGAUAGCCGUAUGCAACGGAUUGAAUGGGGCGAAACAACUCGAUGGAUCGAUGUUGACCUUCCAGAAGUCAUUGAGCUUCGUAGGAAAAUCCAGCCCGUGUCCUUACCUGGGCGAGACUACUCUCUGAUUGGGGUUGAUGUUCUCGAUGAGAACUGGGUGCAUGAGAUUGGUGACGUUUCCGGGCCGGUGCUAGUUAUAAUGGAAGGAUUGCUCUCCUAUCUCCCUGAGAAAGAUGCGAGAGGGCUUUUACAACGGAUUUGCCAGACGUUUUCAGAAGGGGAAAUGAUGUUCGAGGGAGUGAGCUCUGCCGCGCUCAAACGGAUCAAUCAGCCAGAAACCAUCAAAGCCGUGAGCGACACUGGGGCCGUAUUCCAAUCGACCAUUGACGACCCGAUGGCCUUGGAAGAUCUCCAUCCACAUCUCCAAUUGGCGGAGUCUGUUCCUGUUGUGCAGGCACCAGGCACCGAAAAGCUUCCCCUUCUCGGUCGCAUGCUGAUGUAUUUUGCUUCGUGGUUUCCAAGUGGACGUGAUUCAGCAAGACUCUUGCGCUUUCAAUUCGGCGAGGCAAGGGCGCUCGGAGCAAGCACGACAAUGACUCAGGUUGAGAGGGUUGGCUAG